AUGGAGGAUAUAGUUCAUCGAUAUGUGGACAUAUUAGAUUCAUAUUUGGUUAGAGAUUGUACCAUUGCUUCAUUGAAUAAAGACAUGGAUAUAGCGAGGAUGCAAGCUUUUGCACAAAAGUUGGAGGAUCAAAGGCAAAGAAGAAGGGCACAAGAGUCGGAAAGAGGGCAGUCCAAGAAGGCCAAAUCUACGGGGCAGUUUACCCAAUCUCAAGGUGAGUUUGAGCCUCGGUUUUUUAAUAGACCGCCUAGGCCAUCAUUUUCCUACUCUACAGCUAGUGCUCCACCCCGAGGGUCUAGGGGCGAUCAGUUUGGGCAAAGAGGUGAAAGCCAAAGCUCAAGAACAGCGGGGCACCACGAGCAAGGAAUUAUGAGCCAAUCAAGACGUCCUCGACAACUUUGUAUACAAUGCGGGAAAAAUCACCUAGGCAUAUAUAGGUUUGGUACAGAUGCUUGUUUUUGGUGUGGUACACCGGGACACAUGAUGAGAAAUUGCCCUCAAAGGGGCAUGGGUGGUAUGGCACAACCUGCUGGAUCGAUUGCUGCAUCGUCUUCAUCAGUUCCUUCUUUAGGCAGGGGUGCACAAAUGCCUGCAGGUCAUGGUAGAGGUGUUAGAGGGGCAACUAGUUUUAGUGGAGUUCAGAAUCGCACGUAUGCCCUAGGGAAUCGACAAAAUUUGGAGGCUUCACCGGAUGUGGUUACAGGUACAUUAUCCAUCUUUUCACAUAUUGUAUAUGCAUUAAUUGAUCCGGGGUCUACACUAUCAUAUGUCACUCCAUUGAUUGCUGCAAAGUUCAAAAGAACACCAGAAUUAUUGGUUAAACCAAUUGAAGUGUCUACACCGAUUGGUGAAUCUAUUAUAGUUAGAAGAGUUUAUCGAAAGUGCAUAGUAACUGUUUGUGGUCGUAAUACAUUAGCUGACCAUGUUGAACUAGAAAUGGUUGAUUUUGAUGUCAUAAUCGGUAUGGAUUGGUUAGCUUCUUGUUAUGCUACAAUAGAAUGCCGAACUAAGAUGGUGCAUUUCCAUUUUCCAAAAGAGGCAGUCCUUGAAUGGAAAGGUAAUAUUGGGGCGCCAAGAGGUAAAUUUAUUUCUUAUUUUAAGGCGAAGAAGAUGAUGUCCAAAGGCUACAUAUGCCAUACAGUAAGAGUAAGAAAUAUAGAUGCAGAUCCACCAACUCUUCAAUCUGUUCCGGUGGUAAAUGAAUUUACUGAAGUAUUUCCUGAAGAUCUUCCAGGUUUGCCUCCAGAACGAGAAGUAGAGUUUGGUAUUGAUAUAAUUCCAGAUACUCAACCUAUCUCCAUUCCUCCAUAUAGAAUGGCCCCGGCAAAAUUACGGGAGUUGAACGAACAAUUAAAUGAUUUGUUAGAAAAAGGAUUCAUAAGGCCUAGUAUGUCCCCUUGGGGAGCACCAGUUUUAUUUGGUGCUAAGUGCUUUUCAAAAAUUGACUUGAGGUCGGGUUAUCACCAAGUGAGGGUCAGAGAUCAAGAUAUACCCAAGACGGCUUUUCGAACAUGGUAUGGUCAUUUCGAGUUUUUAGUUAUGUCAUUCGGGCUAACAAAUGCACCAGCAGCUUUUAUGGAUUUGAUGAAUAGGGUGUUCAAACCAUUUUUGGAUGUGUUCGUGAUAGUAUUUAUAGAUGACAUUAUGGUGUAUUCAAGAUCUGAAGAGGACCAUGCUAAUCACUUGCGGCAGGUGCUACAGAUUCUUCGUGAUCGAAAGUUGUACGCAAAGUUCUCUAAAUGUGAGUUUUGGUUAAGAUCUGUGGCAUUUUUGGGUCAUAUUGUAUCUGAUGAAGUAGUAAGGGUUGAUACCCAAAAGAUAGAAGCUGUGAAGAACUGGCCAAGACCUGCAACACCUACGGAGGUUCGUAGUUUCCUUGGGCUGGCAGGUUAUUAUAGAAGGUUUGUUGAAGGAUUUGCUUCUAUUUCCGCACCAUUAACAAAACUAACACAAAAAGAAGUCAAGUUCCAGUGGAGCGAUGCAUGUGAAAAAAGUUUCCAAGAACUGAAGAAUAAAUUCACUUCUACACCUGUAUUGGUACUUCCAGAAGGCACGGAAGGGUACGUAGUGUAUUGUGAUGCAUCGUGA
Solanum verrucosum is the source of this 2088-nucleotide messenger RNA. RefSeq lists its product as uncharacterized. NCBI's taxonomy places the organism in Eukaryota, Viridiplantae, Streptophyta, Magnoliopsida, Solanales, Solanaceae. The transcript has 2 exons. Gene Ontology annotation, molecular function: zinc ion binding; nucleic acid binding. The coding region runs from base 1 to 2088 and encodes 695 amino acids. The record is from RefSeq and is a predicted model, not a curated record.